UGCUCCCCCUGCGCAGCGCAUCUUUGAGAACUUUGCAAUGGCGGAAGAUGUGAAAGAUGAAGUGGUCGAAAUUCCAACAAAAAGGUUAAAACUUGACACUGAAGAAAAUGAUUGUGAUCUUAAACAAGCAUGUUCUUCCAACAAUAAUUGUGCUACAGCUAAAUCGACAGGAAAUGAGGAUAUGCCAUCAACAUCUAGUGAAAGUGGAUCUCACAAAGUAAUUGAGUCAGUGGAGUUACCUGACUGCCUGGAGCUGGGUGAUAAAACUAACGAUGGGGACUCCGACAGUGAUAUAAGUGAUAUAUCAGGCUUGAGUGAGAGAGCAUGGAAAUCAUCACCAGGUACCAUGGCCUGGAUACAACGUCAGAUGAUGCUUGGUCAGAAUCCAAGAGUUAUUUUAAGGGAUCUUAUUUCCAGAGAUGUUGAAAUUGAUCACAUGGAUGACUUCUCGUUGUGGGAGAUUAUAAUACAUCUCAUGUCUGAGCCACCCAAGAGGAAUCGCCUGGAGGAGUAUCAUACGCUAGAUCAUGCUAUAAAUCUUAUUAAAUCUUGUCAGAAGAUUGUAGUACUCACAGGAGCAGGGGUAUCUGUAUCCUGUGGUAUCCCAGAUUUCAGGUCGCGAGAUGGUAUCUAUGCCAGAUUAGCUGUGGAUUUUCCAAACCUACCUGAUCCUCAAGCAAUGUUUGAUAUCAAUUUCUUUAUAAAAGACCAGAGACCAUUUUUCAAAUUUGCAAAGGAAAUAUACCCUGGUCAGUUUGAACCAUCAAAGUCACACAAGUUUAUUCGACUGUUAGAGAGGCAUGGACAAUUACUCCGAAAUUACACACAGAACAUCGACACAUUGGAGCAGGUUGCUGGAAUCCAGAAUGUGAUACAGUGUCAUGGUUCUUUUGCAAGAGCAACUUGUAUGGCUUGUAAGCACAAGGUUGAGGCAGAUGACGUCAGAGAGGAUAUAUUUAACCAGGUCAUACCAAAGUGCCCAGUCUGCCCUGAAGGAACAGAGCUUGCCAUAAUGAAACCAGACAUUGUAUUUUUUGGGGAAAGUUUACCAGAAGAGUUUCACCAGCAGAUGGCAGAAGAUAAGCAGAACUGUGACCUCCUCAUCGUGAUUGGGUCUUCUCUCAAAGUCCGACCUGUCGCUCUCAUUCCUAAUUCUCUACCUCAAAAAGUGCCUCAGAUCCUUAUCAACAGAGAACCGUUAAAGCAUUUGAACUUUGACAUUGAGCUGUUAGGUGACUGUGAUGUCAUUAUCAGUGAGCUUUGCAAGCGACUGGAGGAAGGGUUCCAGGUGUUGGCAGAUUUUUCUCCAGUUAUGACUGAGAUCACAAGGGAUCAGUUACGCACACCUUCUCCUGUCCCCUCACCACAGAACAUUGACACGGAAACUACAGCAGAGGACAAAACGGACAAGGAUAGAGAAGAUUCCAAUGAAGCACAGAAUAAGACGGAGGAAAAUGAUGUGCAGGGUCACAUUGAUACAGGUCAAGGUCAACUCCGUGAUGCUCCAGGGGGUAAUGAGGGCAAGCAAGAAAAUGAAGCUACAGCUGGUGAAGAAAAGCCCGAAAGUUCAACUUGUGAAGAUUGUCCAACUGUGACAUCUGCAAAUUCUGCUUUAAAAUGCAAUGACUCCAAUCUAAAAAGUGAAGAAUCUUCCUUGAAAGAAACUGCAGAUAAAGCAGAAGAGGUUGUGACUUGUGAUUCUACAACAGAUGAUUUGAGGGCUAUGUGGCAGCCAAAGAAAGUUAGUCUUGCCAAGUACUUAGAAGAUGGUCAGUAUUUGUACCUACCUCCAAACAGGUAUGCAUUCCCAGGUGCUGAGAUUUACUCGGAGGAAGAUAGCGAGGACGAGGAUCAUUUCCGGAACAGCAUCAGUAUUUCAAGUAGUUCUAGCUGCUCCUCCAUCACCAGUCAAGAUAACCUCGAACAAACUGGAGAAGAAGAUGAGAUCACAGAACAGAGUCAGGAUUUAGAGACCUGUACAGGAGAGGACAUUGAUGAAACCACACAGGAGGAUGGAGUCUCUAGUUCUGACCGGAACAGAAAACAUGUUUCCCAGGCAGCACAGAACUGGCCUGAGAACAAGAGUUCUUGUGAUUCAGUUAUCGGACAAGGGGAAGGAAGUCAAUCUCAUGUUCCUACGACAGACGAUGCAGUGGUGGAUAGCCAGUCAUCUAUUGAUAAAAUGGACAGUGAUGUAAAAGAAAAGGAUUCUUUGCAACGUGAGCAUAUAUUACAAAGUUCACCAUCUAAGGAUAGUGGUGUUUUAUUACCAGAUUCCUCUAAUGGCAGCAUGUAAAUUGUCCAUGACACUCAGCAUGACUUGUGUAAAUUUUUAUUAACUGCAGAUCAAAGUUGAACCCUUUUGUAGCAUUAUUUGUUUUCUUACUGAAUAAGAAGUAGAGAUAGGUCGUUAAA
This is a messenger RNA of Saccostrea echinata, 2415 nucleotides long. Its product is annotated as NAD-dependent protein deacetylase sirtuin-1-like. The coding region runs from base 38 to 2296 and encodes 752 amino acids. The record is from RefSeq and is a predicted model, not a curated record. The transcript has 10 exons. Lineage: Eukaryota; Metazoa; Mollusca; Bivalvia; Ostreida; Ostreidae. Gene Ontology annotation, molecular function: NAD+ binding.